AUGAUUGACAUAAAAAUAAACAAUUCAAAUGGAUAUGCAUAUUUAGAUUCUGCAGCAAGAACUAGCAUAGCUGGAACAACGCUGUAUAGAAUGUUGCUCGACACCGGUUAUUCUUUCACAAAUAAAGAAGCAGUUAUCCAUUUGGCCGACGGAAAAGGGAAAAACAAAGAAAGUCUAUCUGUUUUCUUAAACUGGUGUAACAAUACUAAGAUGCUGUCUCCAAUACCAGCUCCACCACCAAUAGUUCGACCAAGAGAACCAAGGGCAGAUAACGAAGAUGUUUUAAAACACAAAGAUCCUCGAGUUAAAUAUAUAAAAAUAAAUCCUGUUAAACUGUAUUCUGUUGAUGUUUCCUUUCAAGAUUACUCUAAUAUUACACUUAGAAAUGAUGAGGCUGCUGUAUUAGGUUGCCAAGCACAGACACAAUUAAAUAAUCUUCUUAUAGAAUAUCAGGAUGACCUUCAUUUGAGAUCAAUGACUUUUACGGAACACCUGGAAAGUCUUCGAGAAAUUUUUGACAAACUCAAGGAAUACAAUUUACGAGCCAACAGAAAUAAAUGUAAAUUUGGAUGUUCUGAAAUAAAAUAUUUGGGUCAUCUUAUUAUCCCUGAAGGAAUUAAAGCUGAUCCGGAAAAGGUAUCUGCUAUCCAAAAUCUGCCACCACCUAAAAAUUUAAAACAAUUAAUAUCGUUUCUACAAACAACUUCAUGGUACAGAAGAUUUAUAAAGGAUUUUGCAUCAAUAGCCCAACCUCUUACCAUGCUAACAAAAAAAAAAUCAUCAUGGCAGUGGUCUACAGAGCAACAAAAUGCAUAUGACCUUCUUAAAAACGCAUUAAUCACUUCACCAGUUUUGCGGCAAGCAAUAAAUGAUGAACCAUUUGUUUUAAAAACAGAUGCAAGCUAUUACGCUAUUGGGGCAGCUUUAUUGCAGGGGGAGGGGCCCAAUGAACAUGUAGUGGAAUAUGCUAGUAGACUAUUAACUCCACCUGAAAAGAAUUACACAGUCACUGAAAAAGAAGCCUUAGCUAUUGUUUGGGCUGUAGCCAAAUUUAGAGGUUAUAUAGAAGGAUCGAAAUUUAUAACAAUAACAGAUCAUCAACCAUUGAAGUGGCUUAUGGCUCUUAAAACACCAACAGGCCGCUUAGCCAGAUGGGCGUUGCAACUACAACCUUAUGAAUUUGAAAUACAAUAUUCUAAAGGACGAACUAAUUUUUUGGCAGAUUUGCUUUCCCGCCCGCAAUGUGAUAAUUAUGAUGACAGUAGUGAAUGCUCUCUUCGGUCGGUAGAGAUUGAAUUACCCAGACGAAGUGAAAUAUCUAUAAGAGAAUCACAAUUAAAAGACGAAAUAUUAGCAAAAAUUAUUAAUGUACUUGAAAAAGAUGCUGAUAAUGAAGAUUACAUUGAAUGGAAUAAAAAAGGGUACUUAAUUCAUAAAGGUGUACUAUAUCGUUAUAUACCUGAUCAAGAUGACGAUAAUGCAAAACUAUUAGUUCCCAAACAAGAAAUAAAUGCUAUUUUAAAAGCAUAUCAUGAUUCACCAGUAUCUGGACACGUAGGUGUAGAUAAAACUAUUGCUCGAAUCACUAACCAUUUUUGGUGGUCUGGUAUUAGAAAAGACGUCAUAAAGCACAUUAAGUCAUGCAUUGAUUGUCAACGCUAUAAACCAUCUAACUUAAAACCAGCAGGACUAUUUCAAUCUACAGCCAAUAGUCAAAGAUUUGAAACGCUUUCUAUUGAUCUCUUUGGACCGUUACCAAAGUCCUUGAAUGAAGAAAAAUGGGUUUUUAUAAUUGAAGACGUCGCAACUAAAUGGAUAGAGCUAUUUGCUAUGAGAGAAGCGACAUCUGAAGCGUGCGCUCAUAUUUUAAUAAAUGAAAUAAUUUUAAGAUACGGCAUUCCUAGAAAGCUUAUAAGUGAUAAUGGUACACAAUUUAUCUCAGCAGUUAUCCAAAAACUUACCUUUUGUAUGGGUAUAGAUCAUAUAUUGACACCCGUAUAUCACCCACAACCAAAUAUUGUCGAAAGGCGAAAUAGAGAUUUGAAAACGCAGAUGGCUAUAUUAGUGAACAAUCAGCAUCGGAAUUGGCCAACGACGUUACCAGCUAUAAAAUUUGCACUUAAUACAGCUGUAUGUCAAAGUACAGGAUUUACCCCCGCAUAUUUAGUGUUUGGCCGAGAACUACGAACACCAUAUGAUCUUGCACAUGACCUUAGUACGAUUGUUCAAUCUGAAAACUUUGUAACAGAAAUUACACCCACACUUAAAAAGUUAGGAAGAGAUUUAAAAAUUGCGAAAGAAAAUAUAGAAAAAAUGCAAGAACUUAAUCGAGAUAGAGUCAAUACAACACGUAGACCGGAUCCUGGGUAUAAUCCUGGAGAUUUAGUUCUUAUUGAAACCCAUCCGAUUAGCAAUCAAAAUAAAUCUUUUACAUCAAAGUUAGCACCUCGACGAGAUGGCCCUUAUAUUGUCAUCAGGAAAAAAGGGUCUUCACUUUACGAAGUUGCUAAUGUAAAGGAACCAGAAGUUUCAAUUGGAAAAUUUCAUACAUCAGCCCUAGUUAAAUACGAGCACCGGGAAGCUGAAGAUGUACCUGAACUUAUUUUACCUAUUCGAAAAAGAGGAAGACCGAAGAAAACGUCUUUUGUAAAUGAUGCUGGUGCUCUUAUCGGGACGAAUACCAAAGCACCAGAGGGGGAGGAUGUAACGCCCAGUACUCCUGCACAUAACUACAACACUCGUGGAUCGUCGCGUAUUAGAGUGACGCACACAUAA
Molecule: messenger RNA, 2775 nt
Organism: Leptosia nina
Lineage: Eukaryota; Metazoa; Arthropoda; Insecta; Lepidoptera; Pieridae
Source: the annotation of a GenBank genome assembly